AUGAGUGUCUCGAAGAAAUGUAUUUUGACCCAUCCGCAUCAAGAGUCGAGGAGAGGAGAAUGUGAUUGUAAAGAUCAAAGACAGACUUAUUAUCUCGUCCUCUUACCUAUAAGAGAUCAAAGCUUGCACAUGACCGUCUUCUCCAAAUUCCAUCCCGACAGGCUUCCCUCUCCACCUACGGGCAUGGCGGUCGCACUUCUCAAAGAAGUGUAUAUCACGUGUGAGUAUGCCAUCAACGAACGUGAAUUUGUGUCGAAUCCCCCGAAUGACUUCGUCAUUCACAUCUACCCCGAUAUACACUUCCUUGAGAAGUGCGACCACCAUGCCUCCUAUGCUUUCUUCAAAUUGAAAAAUGGUGAGGAUAGGGAUUUCAUGGUGCAGGCCAAACAAGUUGGUUGUCCUUUUACGCGCACUUGGAAUACUAUUCUUGACCAGAUGGGAAAUAGUUUGUUGAACUAUGGUUUGAUAUUGGUGUUCCCAAUUGUGGCAUUAUCUUCGUGGCUUUCAAGAUGAAGAUGAGAAACAUCAUACCUUGUGUGACCUCCCAUUUUUUUUAAAAAAAAAUAUUAUGCACACCAAAUUGCCUUACAUUUUACCACGUCUGCUACUUUCUAUGCUUUUGUGUUUCAUAGUGCUUUAUGUCAAAACGUAGUCUGGGGGUUACAGAAACUAGGAGAAACGAAUGGCUUUUUUUAGUAAUAAUCCUAUUAAGUAAUUCCUGAGAAGAGAGAAAUAUAUUAGUACUAUCUUUUCCUAUACUAAAGUUAUAUACUUGGCAUGUGCAAUUAUUGGUGUUAUCUGCUGUAUAUCAUGUAUAUUGGUCCAUUUCCUUCAAAUCCGAAAGGGCAAUAAGUUACACACGUUUAACGUCAUCCUCAUUCUACAAUAUUAUUAUCGUUUAACGCAUUGUUGUGUGCAUGCAGAAGAGGCAACAACAAGCUGGCUGCUCUUGCUGGGUUUGAUACAUGUAAAACGAAUUACAUCCUUUAUUUGCCAUGUUUGUUCAAUCUGUAAAUUCUUGCAUAACAGUAAUGAUAUGUGAAACGAUAGUUACCUUAGGCACAUAGUGUUGUACUCGUACUCUGAUCAAAUAGCAGUAUUUAGUUGAGGUUUGGUUCUUGCUUGUAUCACUAUAUUUCCUCUUUCAACUUUCUUUUGUUGAGAAUCAUUAGACAUUUAAUAUCUACUGUGGUCUCUGAGUUGUGUGCCCCUCCACGGUUUGAUGAGUAAUGUUAGAAGUUUGUUCAGUACUCAUGUACUAAUGUUAAGUCUGUUACAGCCACUCUCAGUGUCUUGGGUGGUCUGUUAUUUGUUAAUAUUAUUCGCCAGAACUUGCGGUUCUUG
Striga asiatica is the source of this 1344-nucleotide messenger RNA. Lineage: Eukaryota; Viridiplantae; Streptophyta; Magnoliopsida; Lamiales; Orobanchaceae. The record is from the annotation of a GenBank genome assembly.